AUGACGUCAUACGAUCUUGGCUAUUGUAUGACAUUAUUGAAUCCUGUGGUUGGAAAAUACAAACUCAUUCAAAAUUCUCUUUUCAGUCAAAACACAAAGACAAAUCGUUGUUCCACAUCUCCAAUAUUUGGUUUUGCCUAUGAUUUUGUGGCUGAAGAUUACAAGGUUAUAUGUGUACAUUACUUGAUAAACAAAUACUUCAACGUUGUUGAAGUAUACUCGGUUAAAAAUCAAUGUUGGAGAGCAAUUCACAAUACUUUUCCUGUUUCCCCUGAUUCUUAUAACCAGUACCUAUACAGUAAUCAAGUUUCAUUAAACGGUGUCAUUCACAGGAUGUCAUACAACAGGGCAGUUAUAUCUUUCCAUCUAGUAGACGAAAAAUUUACUGUAACAGUAGUGCCAAAAACAUGUGGGAAACAGCCGACAUUACAUGUAUUGGGUGAUGGCGUCUGUGUUUUCACAACGGUUGGCGAGGAAAAUUUGAUUUGGUCGCUGGAGAAAGAUAGGUGGAAUUGUAUCAACAAGUUUCCUACUUUACUCUCACUCAUUGGAAUGCCUAUAUUAUAUUUACCGAUUAGAGGUAUUAAAUACCGCCCAGUAGGUGCCUUCCUAUUUGUUAAGGAGAAUGGGAACAUACUAUGGAGAAGGCAUAAUGGUUCUUUUAUUGAGUAUGAUCUGCGGAAAAAUGAAUAUACUGAGUUUAAGUCUAUACAAGUUCCGCCUUUUGUGGAAAAUAAGGCUUUGUACCGGGAAAGUUUAGUUUCUUUGAAGAUUUCGUGGGAUUGA
Solanum stenotomum is the source of this 786-nucleotide messenger RNA. Its product is annotated as F-box/kelch-repeat protein At3g23880-like. The transcript has a single exon. The record is from RefSeq and is a predicted model, not a curated record. Bases 1 to 786 code for a protein of 261 amino acids. Lineage: Eukaryota; Viridiplantae; Streptophyta; Magnoliopsida; Solanales; Solanaceae.